Messenger RNA from Danio aesculapii, 1259 nucleotides. RefSeq names its product myelin-associated glycoprotein. NCBI's taxonomy places the organism in Eukaryota, Metazoa, Chordata, Actinopteri, Cypriniformes, Danionidae. The record is from RefSeq and is a predicted model, not a curated record. The transcript is spliced from 9 exons. The coding region runs from base 56 to 1096 and encodes 346 amino acids.
UAAACACAACAUCCUUUGAGAAAACUGAUGACCUCUGGAUGAGUACGAAUUCUGAAUGUUUGUAAUGAAGGUUUCUAGAGUUCAGGCCAGUAUGGGUGUACAGACAGGACUCUUUCUCUUCUGGCUUCACGUUCUUUGUGCAGUCGUGCUUGCUGAUGUUUGGAAGGUGGAUGUAGAGCAUAAAAUGGAGGCUCUGGUCUCGUCUUGUGUGGUGUUGCCUUGUAAAUUUACAUACCCUGCUCAGCAGCAGCCCUCUGAUCGUAUUAGAGCCAUAUGGCACAAGAAUAAAAACUGGGAUGACAUCAUCUUUCACAGAGACAGUACACUGGUUGAAGACAAUUUCAAAGGUCGUACAAAACUGAUUGGCUCACUUGGUAGUUUCAACUGCUCCUUGGAGAUUGAUGAAGUGAAAAACAUUGACAAUGGCCCGUUUUGCUUCAGGGUGGAAUUAGAAACAGCUCCAAAAGACAAGUACUCUUUUGUGGACAACUGUGUGUCAAUUACAAUGAUUGAGGAAGCACCAAAACCAAAUCUGGAGGCUGAGACGUCUGUUCAUGAGGGUGAACCUGCAGUCUUUAAAUGCUCUGUCAGACACACCUGUCCGACCCACCAGCCCUCUCUCAGCUGGAGCCACCCAGGAAAAAUAAUCUCAAGCUACAAGAGCUUGGGUCAUGGAAACUGGGAAGCAGAGUCUCUCCUGACUUUCACCCCAACAAAGGAGGACAGUCACACCUUUGUCGAAUGCACAAUCAUGUACCACGGGAAUGUCAAGGGUGAAAUGAAAGCCAGCCGCCCUGUCUUUGUGAAAGAAAAAGCAACUCUCAGCCACAUCAUCAUACCUGCCUUAUCUGGACUUGGAGCUGCUCUUUUGGUUGGAGUUGUGUGUUUCCUUGUUGUCAAGCGAUAUAGGAAACGCAUUGCUGAUCUUCAAUCAGGAGUUGGGAUGAACAAUGCAGGCACAGGGUUUGGAGACCAGCCUUUCUCCAAAGCUCGAAUGCCAUCACCAAAGAGUCAGAGCAAAUGCUACACUGCUGAAAGUUAUGAUGAUGAUGAUUACACCAACACAGCAGAUUUAAACUUAUAUGGAAAUAUCUGAAGAAAAUGCCACUUGCCAGAUGAAGACUGUAGACUUCACAUCAGACUAAGAUAGAGCAUGCAUUCCUGUUACAUAUUGGGAUUUAUUUUAUGGCCAGCCUAUCAUGACUUAGACAUAGUAUACCAUGUUAAUAUAGGCAGUAUAUAUUUAAAGGCAAAAUAAU